AUGAGAAUAAAUUCCGUGAAUGCUUCUACCCAGAGGGUGGUGAACCAGCUCUCGGCGCUCUCUGCGUCAAAAAAACAACCAAAAUUGUUGAACUUAUGUAAGGAAGAUUUGAUCAAACACAAGACCAUAACCAAUGCAUGGAACGUUUACCAGAGGAAGGUGAACGAAAAGAGACACAUUCAACUCAACGCACAAUAUAAAAGUAUCCACGAGGCAAUGGAAGAUUUGAAGCAAACCAGCCCACAGCUCUAUGCACUUGCAAACAAGCCAGAAAAGAAGAAGAAGUUCCCUCUUGAUAUGAGAAUGCCCACAGACUACCCACCAACCAAACCUUGGGUAUACAAUUACGAACCUAGUCAGAAAAGAAAGUAG
Molecule: messenger RNA, 372 nt
Organism: Dujonia railenensis
Lineage: Eukaryota; Fungi; Ascomycota; Pichiomycetes; Serinales; Debaryomycetaceae
Source: the annotation of a GenBank genome assembly